AUGCCGCGCGGGAAGGAACAGUACGACGAUGACGAUUGGGACGACGGAUACGACGAUGAUGACUAUGACGAGGACGAGGACGACUAUGACGAGUACGAGGAGGCAGGCCGGCUGCAGGCGAAAUCCCAGAAAGGUGGAAAGCAACAACCGCAACCGGCGAAGCAACCACAAGCGAAGCAGCCACAAGCGAAGCAAUCAGCUCAGCAGAAAUCGCAGCAGAAGCAGCCGGGGGGAAAGGCUGGAUCCAAGUCACCCGCUACUACCCCGAGCAAAGCGGAAAACCCUCCCACUGACGCCCCAGUUUCUGGGGGGUCCGCCGCCAAGGGCGGAUCCGCAGCGACCGGCGGCGGCGCCGGUGGAACAUGGAGGUGCGCGGCUUGCACGUUCGACAACCCGCCGCUCUUCCUCGCGUGCGACGUCUGCAGUGCCGCCAAACCCGCUCAACAAGGUAUGCCAUGGCUGGUGCACAUUCCGAAAUCCACCCGCUCUUCCUUUCAUGCGACGUGUGUAGCGCCGCCAGACCAGCCGUUGAUGCUGCUGCGGAACAAGGUGUCACCUCUGGGUGCAAGCCUUGCUGCCCCUGCCCCGCGCUGCCGGCGCAAGCAGGGGCAUGGGAGGGUGAGCAGGGGGAGUGCGGAGGCGGGGAGGGGUGCGUGUGUGCUGCUGCAGCAGUCCUCUGAGGGACAGAAGCCACUUGGCGUGCUCCCAUUGGCCCGAGUGCCUUGGGUGCUGAAAGCGGCAGGGGAGAUGAGAAUAGAGCCGUUUGAUUUCUCCACUCCUUCACCUGAUGAUGCCAUCCAAUCCGCCCUGAAAGGAGGACACGUGGCACCACGUGCUGUUGCCACGUCAGCAGCCGUGCCAGCUUCCUCGGCUGCAACCGCAGCAGUGAAGAACGCCAACAGCAGCAGCCGUGCAUCCAGCUCAGCAUCCCCUGCUGCUGACGUGGCAGCUGGCGUUGGGAAAAUGCAGAUCGCAGAAGGAAGCAAGAAGGAAGCUUCGCCCAGUGCUUCUAGAGCUGGCACAACCGUUACAACCGCUACAGCUGCCACAGCCGCUGCAGUUGGGGGAGAGGGAGGAGGGGAGGGCAAGGGAGGGGAGGGCAAGGGAGGGGAGGAUGAGGAGGCGAGGAGACGGAGGGCUCUAGAGGCGUAUGAGGCAGAAGGGUGGAUUAAAGAAGGGAUGGAAGGAGGAGAUGGGAAGCCGACUCUGCACCUCAUUGUGCUGGGUCACGUGGAUGCGGGGAAAUCGACCAUAAUGGGCCACCUGUUGCACAAGCUGGGGCGAGUGAGCAACAAGGAGAUGCAUCGAGUGCAGAGGGACGCUGCCAACCAGGGCAAGGGGUCGUUUGCAUUCGCGUGGGUGCUGGAUGAGAGCAGCGAGGAGCGCGCCAGGGGAGUCACCAUGUCCGUGGCCAUGUCGAGAUUCGAGACGCCAAAGCUGAACGUGGUUCUGCUAGAUGCCCCGGGGCACAGGGACUUGGUACCGUCCAUGAUUGCUGGCACUGCACAGGCUGAUGCGGCCCUUCUAGUAAUCGACGCCACGCCAGGGGCAUUCGAAGCAGGCAUGGGAGGGGGCCAGGGGGGAGAGGACGUGGGGCAGAGCAAGGAGCACGCGCAGAUUGCCAGGAGCCUGGGGGUGGAGCAGCUGUGCGUGGUGGUGAACAAAAUGGACGCUACCGGGUUCGAGCAGGGCGAGUUUGAGCGCAUUAAAGGGGUGCUGGGGCCGUUCCUGACCCGGCAGUGCGGGUUCCGGGACGGUGCAGUGCGGUGGGUGCCGCUGAGUGGGCUGCAGGGGGAGAAUCUAGACUCGGCUCCUACAGACGAUCGGCUGAAGAACUGGUACACAGGACCAACCCUUCUAGAAGCCGUUGACUCCUUCUCCCCCCCUCCUCGCGCUCUCAACCGCCCGCUGCGCCUGGCGAUAGCCGAAGUGCUCAGAACGAGGGGGCUGGGGCAGGCAGGCGUGGCGGGGAAAUUGGAAUGUGGAGCGAUGCGAGCCGGUACCAAGGUCCUGGUAAUGCCGGGCUCCUUCCAGGCAUCUGUUAAAGCCCUAGAGCGGGACGAGUCACCGGUGGCAGCAGCAUGGGCGGGGGAGAGCAUGGACGUGGGGCUACAGGGCGUGGAGACCAAUCACUUGGAUAUCCCUUUCUCACCUUCUCUUCUUCGCUCCUCCGCUUCGCUUUCCUCCCCUCCCCUACCCCCUUCCCCCCAGGUGCUUGUGAUGCCCGGGGCGGCAGUAGCAACAGUGAAGGCCCUAGAGCGGGACGAAUCACCGGUGGCAGCAGCAUGGGCGGGGGAGAGCGUGGACGUGGGCCUUCAGGGCGGGGAGGCCAAUCAGCUCCUGCCAGGUGGCGUGUUGUGCCACCCGGACUACCCCAUCCCUGUAGCUACCAGGGUGGAGGCGCGCCUUCUCACUCUCGAUCUCAAAAUCCCUCUGCUGAGAGGCACCAAUGCCAUUCUGCACGCGCAUGCAGCCAAGGAAGCAUGUCGCGUUGUUGCCCUCACAGCCAUUCUCGACGCCAAGACUGGUGCUGUUGCCCGCGCCAAGCCCAGAGCCGUGGGGUCCAACCAGAGUGCUGUCGUGGAGGUGAGAAGGGGAGGGGAGGGAGGAUCAGAUCAGGGGGAAUGA
This is a messenger RNA of Closterium sp. NIES-65, 2628 nucleotides long. Lineage: Eukaryota; Viridiplantae; Streptophyta; Zygnematophyceae; Desmidiales; Closteriaceae. The record is from the annotation of a GenBank genome assembly.